CAUUGUAUAUUCAGUCUUUGUUCACCCCUUGCCACUUAGAAUAUUUUUCUAUUAAACUGUUCCUGCUAAAUUUAGAUCUGGUUUCCAAAAUCUCACAUUUAAAUUGGAUACUACCAAAAUAGAGAGACAACAGAUAAAGUGUAGGCUGUGCAAGGAUUGUAGGCUAAAUGUCAGUUUUAUUUGCCCCUUUGUGAUAAGUGCUACCUUAAACCUGAGCUUCCAGUCUUGUGAUUGCUAAAGGGUAAAACAUUGAGAUAUUAUCACAUCGCGCAAAGGGUAAUUUCAAUCUCAAGUAUUCACUGAGAUUCCAGUGUGUUUGUUGAUCAAUAAACUGUUGUAAUGUAAAAGCCCCAGUCUGGUCCGAGUUUCUCCCCCCAAAAAUCGUCAGUCUACAGCGAUCGCUGAUUGGCUUCUGUACUAGUAAGCGGGGCUUCAUUCGCCAUAUUGACCGUUACACAUUUCCUUAUUCAAAACUAUGCGAGUGACAUGUCUCGUGUAUUCUAUAGUCUUUGGAAACAUUACCAGAUUUUUCAUUUUCGGCUUGUUACAUUUCAAUGCCUUUAAUGUAAUAUAUUUGCAUACAUUUAUCUGUUAAUUAGGAGUACUCUAGAUACUUAAUCUGAGUGUAAAGUGGUUUCUGUCCUUCAGGUGUGCUUGCUAAGAAAGUAAAAGUGUCUGUGUCAGUGACUGAAGGAGAUUCUGUUACUCUAAACUCUGGUGUUACUAUAAUACAUUGGGAGAACAUGCUGUGGAGUUUUGGAGCCCAAAACACUCUUAUAGCUAAAAUCAGCAUUAAGGAGCAAAUCUUCUCCACAUUUGAUGGCACUGACAGAUUCAGAGACAGACUUAAGAUGGACAGACAGACUGGAUCUCUGACCAUCACAAACAUCACAUCUGAAAAUGCGGGAAUUUAUAAUCUUGAUAUAAGCGGAAAAAAAUGGCCAUCAAAAAUAUUCAAUGUUUCUGUUCAUGCACGUCUGCUUGUUCCUGCCCUCAUCUUCAACUCUUCUCUGUGUUCAUCAUCCCAGUAUAAUUAUUCAGUGUUGUGUUCAGUGGUGAAUGUGAGUGCUGCGAGUCUCUCCUGGUACAAAGGAAACAGUGUAUUGUCCAGCAUCAGUGAGUCUGAUCUCAGCAUCAGUCUCUCUCUACCUCUGGAGGUGGAAUAUCAGGAUAACAACACCUACAGCUGUGUGAUCAACAACACCAUCAGCAACCAGACCACAUAUCUGGACAUCAACACACUGUGCCAGCCGUGCGAAGGUUCUCAGAUAGUUUUGAUAUCUGCUGCUGCUGGAUCUCUGAUGACUUUUGUUGGAGUCGGGAUCUUCUGGAUCUGCUGGAAAUGUGGAAACUCUGAUCAAAAAGGCAAGUGUUACAUCAGUGUUACAUACAUGAUUCUUAAACCAGUGAUAAACCCACACGGAAAGAAAAUAUAUGGCCUGUAUAUGCACCUCAAUUUUGCCUAUAUGUGGCACAUUUACACAUGUGCAUAAAGGUUCAUAUAUAUGCAUAUAUCCUCAUUUAGGACCUUUCCAUGUGGAAAUAUUUUAAUCAAUUGAUAGACAAAACUAUUAUUUAGCCCCUUAUCGGUCAGCCCUCUUUUUGAAUUCAGACUUGAUCUAUGCAUAUGAUAUAUAGUUAAUUAAAAUAUGUACAGGAACACAUCCCAGUAAAGGGGUUAGUAUGUUUUCAUAGGUAAAGUACCUAAAUAUGUUAAUAAUGGAGAUGACAAAUGAAAAAUUUUAUUUAUGAUGCGCUUUUCUUAACCUCAAAGCUCUACAAAACAUACAAUAACUGUGACGAGCCAGCGGCUCAAACCCAUGUUUCUGGUAUGGUAGACCUACGUGCUACCGUUUAACAACAGGAAGAGGUGAUGAACCAAGUUGCUAAGGUACAAGGUCUAGUUCAA
Molecule: messenger RNA, 1909 nt
Organism: Danio rerio (zebrafish)
Lineage: Eukaryota; Metazoa; Chordata; Actinopteri; Cypriniformes; Danionidae
Source: RefSeq, a predicted model, not a curated record